Molecule: messenger RNA, 2598 nt
Organism: Caenorhabditis remanei
Lineage: Eukaryota; Metazoa; Nematoda; Chromadorea; Rhabditida; Rhabditidae
Exons: 10
Coding region: 1-2598 (865 amino acids)
Biological process (GO): tRNA methylation
Cellular component (GO): cytoplasm
Molecular function (GO): protein binding
Source: RefSeq, a predicted model, not a curated record
AUGGAGCACUUGGGCGAAUAUCCGUUGCUUCUUGAUCAUAUAAUUCAAUCCGAAAUUUCUGCAGAACUGCUACUUGAUGAUAAAGUGAUAACAUGUGCAAAAUUCGAUCAGAAAUAUGCAGAGCGCGUUGACAAUCGUCUGGAAGAGGAGUUUCCAGAGCAUAUUAUAGGUUGCAAAGAGUUAGACGAGGAUGACAAAAUUGUCACCGUCACUUCAAGAAAUACUCUUACUAUUCGGAAGUGUUCAGAUCUCGACAUAGAAUCAACUAUUCAAUGUGAUUAUUUUGCCACGUCGAUUUGUUCACUUAUUCAUGGAGACUCUGUUGCUUCUUGCCACGUGUUUUUUGGAAGUGUCAUCGGAGAUUUAAUUGAUUGGAAACCAAAUAAAGAUAAAAAGCUUGUGAUGAGAAAAGGACAUAAGGGAAUGAUCUUCUCAAUUGUCACUGACGAGACACGAAUUUUCACGAUUUCUGAUGAUCGAACAGUUCGGAUGUGGUUGAUUUCAGAUAGAGAGGGCGGACCAAUCUGUACUGUCUUCGGCCAUACCGCCCGUCCAUUUGCCAUUUCCAUCGAUACCGUUCACUUCACAAUCUACACAGGAGGCAUUGAACAAACCUUGUUUUGCUGGAAGUACGAUAACGAUUCAAUCAAAUUAUUUCAAAAAAUACCACUUUCAUUUGGUGUCAUUCGUAAAAUCACAAAAAUCGACAAUAACUUGCUCGCUAUUAGUUCACAAAAUGGAGAUUUGUUGAAAAUUCGAAUUAAUGAAAACCCGUAUGUUUUGGAAAUACUGAAGGAAGAUGUAGUGAAUUUCGCUUAUUUGAAAGAUCGAUUGGUGAUUUUGACAAGCAAAAAUGAACUGUUCGUCUAUGAUUCUGGUCUAAUGGAUCGAAUCGUUUUUCGAAGUAAAGAAAUGAAACAUAUGGCAUCAUCAGAAGAGUCAGUUGUGGCAUGGAAAGACAAAAUUAUGAUUCUCAUCUCAGAAGGAAGUGUUACUCGACUGACACUAUCAAUGAAUAUCAUAUCCAUUUCGGUCUACAUGAACUAUGUGACGAUUAAAACCAUCGAUGGUUACAUUCAAGUCUACGAUUUCUACGAUCCAGAACAUUUGCGAUGCUUGAAUCGAUUCCGUCUGAAAAAUGCUGCAAUGAUUCCAUCUGUGACAUCAGUUGCUCAUCGCACAUUGAUUAUUGGAACUACUCAUGGAGAAAUCUAUCAUUCAGAUUUACGUAAUGACACAGAUAAAGUACUUCUGAGUUUGACUCGCCAAGAUUCAUAUGAAAUAUUCGGUGGAAAAGAAGUGACAUGCAUUCAUCCGAUUCCCAAAACAACAAUGUUCAUGACACUUGGAAAGACUGGAAUAUGGAGUACAAUGCGUGUGACACCCGAGGAUACUGUAAAAGUCAUGAAUUCUAGAAGCUUUUCGGCAGCGAGUCGAGUCGCAUGGCCAUCCAAGUUCAUUGAAUGGAAUAAUGGUCAAGAGCUUCUGAUUGCAGGAUUCUACGGGACUUCUCUAGUAAUCUGGAAUUCAACAACGGGACUUCCAGUCUCCGAAAUAUAUUGUGGAGGCGGGCACCGUAUUUGGCAAUUGAAUCCUUCGUCAUCUGAUGAACACUCUUUCAAUUUCGAUUAUAUUCGAGAAACUGAGUAUUGCCGGCAAAAAAUCGACUUCACGGAGAAAGUAUCCCUCAUAAGCACCGCCCAUUCUUCUACGAUUUUCGCCGCUUCUGGAUCCGAAAAUUACUUGGUCACAGUGUCUCUAGAUGGUCAUUUGUCUAUUGGAACGAAUAAAGGAAAUCCGAUUCUGACAAUGUUUGUUGGAGAGAACUUGCUGUCCACGGAUGUUUAUGAAAAUCACGGAGAGAAGCAAUCAGAAGUUUUCGUAUUAACCGGGGGUGGAAAAUCCAAGUUUUCGGUCUUCCGAUUCCAACCUGAUGAUCUGAAGAAGUACAAUGUUUUCUGGCUUCGAAGCGUGGCACGUCCAGAUGAAGGACGGAUUGUCGCUGUGAAGACGUGUCGCCUUCAGAAUCAAAACUAUUUUAUUGCAUCCUAUUCGUCUGGAGUUAUUGAGAUCUUCAAAAUAUCCAAAGAUGACAAUAACCUUGAAUCCACGAGUCGCAUAGAAAUCGAGGAUUCUUUGGGAAUCGGUGCAAAAAUGGAUUAUUGUGAAAAAGAUGGUAAAUUAUUUGUUGGAACUAGUGGAAGUUACGUGUUGGCAUACAUCUUGAAAGAGAACGGGCGGUUGGAAGAAGAAAAUAAACUGAAACUGUCAGAUCGUAGUGGUGUCACCUCAAUUGCAAUAUCACCAGAUGGCUCCGCCCACUUUGUUGGUUGUGAUUCAGGGCACGUAUAUCAGUGCCACGCCACAGAAACAACAAAAAUCCAUUCACAUCUAUCUACAGUUGUGGGAAUCGUUGUUGAUAAAAACGACUUGGUUCAUUCCACAUCACUUGACUGUGUAGUGUUAACAAGUUACGAGCCUUCUGAAUUUCAUCUGAGGAAACCGACGAUUAUUGAUAUGCCAAAUGGAAUGGUCAGGACUGGAGAAUCUACUAUCAUCGUAGUCGGAGAUGGCAUUCAGAUAAUGAAAAAAUUCUAA